This is a messenger RNA of Branchiostoma belcheri (Belcher's lancelet), 1703 nucleotides long. Its product is annotated as sialidase-1-like. Lineage: Eukaryota; Metazoa; Chordata; Leptocardii; Amphioxiformes; Branchiostomatidae. Gene Ontology annotation, cellular component: membrane; cytoplasm; lysosome. The record is from RefSeq and is a predicted model, not a curated record. Bases 46 to 1188 code for a protein of 380 amino acids. Gene Ontology annotation, molecular function: exo-alpha-sialidase activity. The transcript is spliced from 7 exons. Gene Ontology annotation, biological process: ganglioside catabolic process; oligosaccharide catabolic process.
CCUACCUGUCGAAGGUGAAAGGUUAAGUUUGUUUAUGUGGACAAUAUGGCACGUCUUGGAUUCUCCACAGUGUUGGUCUGUGUGUCGGUCAUGUGUGCGAUCCUUGGAGUAGUGGACUCCCAACCAAAGGUAAACCCGUUAGUGGUGUCGCAGCAGUUCCUGUGGGAGUCGAAGCGGUACACGUACCGGAUCCCUGUCAUCACCCAGACGCCAGGCGGCGCUCUUAUCGCUCUCGCCGAGGGACGGAAGUACAACUCCGGAGACACUGGGUCAAAGGUCGUGGAAAUCAGGCGAUCAACAAACUUAGGCUCCACCUGGUCCCCUCCCGUCACCAUCCUGACCGACACACAGUUCAAGAAAGGCGUGAACCUGGGGACGGUCAUCGUCAGUAACGACACGGGAGUCAUCUUCAUGUGGUUCGAGCACUGUAUGGAUGAGCAGCAUGCGUGCGACAGAUCUACACCUUUUCUGAUGAACAGUACGGAUGACGGGCUGACGUGGAACAAGCCCCGGGACAUGUCCGGCGUCGUCGGCGGCGCUAAAAAGUUUGUCACGGGGCCAGGACUGGGUAUCCAGAAGAAGCUGCUUCCCUACAAAGGCCGGCUGAUAACCUGCGGACACGGCGACCACCUGUCGGACGGCGUGUUCUGUGUGGUGAGCGACGACAACGGCGCCUCCUGGCGGAUGGCGGGGGAGAUGCAGAGCAUACCGUUCGGCAGGAAAAAACUAGACGGAGAUUUUAACCCAGACGAAAGUCAGAUUGUGGAGCUCCCAGACGGCUCCCUGAUGGUGAACAUGCGCAACCAGCUCCACUACCACUGCCGCUGCCGCGCGGUCAUGCGCAGUACGGACGGAGGGGAGACCUUCCCUCUGAGGCAGCUGUACAUGGACGACACGCUGGUGGACUCGGCUGUCCAGGCCAGCAUGCUGUUCCACAGGGGCGUGCUGUUCUUCGCUAACCCAGCGAGCCCAACUACACGUGAAGACUUCAAACUCCGCUGGAGCCUUGACAACGGCACGACCUGGCCGGGGCUGAAGACGCUGUGGACUAAGUCUGCCGGAUACUCCUGCAUGACAGUACACGACUCGGUAGACGGCGCUUUUCUAUUCAUCUUGUACGAGAAAGGAACGACGAGCGACUAUCAGUGGAUCGAAGUGAUGAAGCUCAGUAUUUAUGGCCACCUUUGACGUUGAUGUAAAUAAAAGUGCACUAUGUAUAGGUUUAUAAUAGGAAAGUUAAAGAAAGCAACGUAUACAUGUAAAGAACACUUUGGUAGGAGUAUAUGAUGUACAUCAGUGUGUGCAGAAAGUCCCUCCCACCGAAUCCCGUAGCUAGAGUUACCAGACUGAUUGUUGUUCCACCCACAGUUUGUUUUUUCCGUUUUAGAAGUUCAGUCUCCCGGUAGAAACAGAAGAAGGCGGUCCGGAAGCGAGUGUCUGAGGCGGGAGCUACUGGUUCUUAAUCGUUCUGUGCCCUCCCCAUGACCCGGUGAAAAAAAAAAACUAGCCUCUACCAGGCUCCGCCCCCUGGGUUGCUGGAAAAUGCAGUAGUAGAAAUUGGCCCAAGAGACUGAAUAGAAGGCUAGGAGGUCCGAUUCGCAGUCCGUGGUUGCGAAUUGGAUCUUCUAUUAACCCGGCUCUUCUGGUAUGCUAUUCAGUCUAUUUGGCCGAUUUCUACUAUUUUUCCAGUAACACGAGGAGCA